AUGGACCCAUCCCGUUCCAAUACUUCGCCGCAAUGGCCGCCUGUGUGGCGCGCACAUGCGCCCGAGGCUAGGUGGAACCAUGACUGGGAGCAUGAGGAUCUGCUGCCGACCUACAUGACGACGCAAAUGUACGGUCCCACUCAGCUGGCUCCACACACGCAAGGUCGGCAGAGAUCCCACACCGCUCACACAGGCGCAGUCGUCUCUGGCCCGACACCCACCGCAAAGCGCCCAAGGCAAAUCGAAGACUCUGACUUGGCACAAUUUCGCUCGGGGCCAAUACCGAUCGAUAGUCGUGCAAGAUCUCAGACCAUCGCCGCAGCUCAUUCGACCCAAUCAGGGUCUACAAUCUCUCAAAUGAGCGGCUUGCAAGGUCAAAAUCACGCACAUGAGCGACGGAAUGCUGCAGUAGAAUUGCUGCCUGGGCCAGGAAUUCAUGCUGCCGAAAGCGCCACCUUUCCAACGGAAGAGCACCUGGAUGCUAUACAGCAGACACCGUACAGUCUCGAUACUCGGGUAAUUUCAGAGGUGCUAGCUCACGAGCCGCCCCUUCCUGCCGGCUUUGCUGGUGCGCCCACGCCCAACGUCAAUUUCGAGCGCCAUGGCUUUCUCAUGAGCGCACUGUGCUCACGCACCUACUCUGGAAAGAACUUUACCGGCCUCAAAGCGUACGUGUGCUUGCCUCCGCAUGACAGACAAGACAAAUUCAGAGUGGUUCCUUCCGAGGGCUCAACUGUCAAGCAAGGAUCUAAGGGCCAAUUUCAUCUCGCCAUCGAGGCGUUUCCAAAUGUUCGUCAUCCUGACGUGCUCGAGGGCGGAUAUGCGCUUUUGUUCGUCCAGCGCAAGGACGAGAAUGACCACUGGCUCUUUGAUUCAAUGGUGGAGUAUGCGGAUGACCCAAAAUCGGCAAUAAAAGAAGCAGUCAUCGGACACCUUCAAAAUCCACAGUCGGACGGCGGACGUGGGAGGUUUUUGUGGCGCGACAAGAUCAAAGACGCUUCUGGAUCACCGGGACGACCACUCGCGUUCCUGAUAGCUCGAUCAGCUCUGAAAAAGGAGAAGGACAUACGGCUUUGCAAUUUGCGGCUUCGCGUGAGCUUCCACAAUCGCGACGGCUCCAUUCUGCGUGACGAGGAUGGCCGUGCUAGCAUCUGUGACACCAACGAGUUCACUUGGCUCAGCACGAAAACUGUCACGAAUAGGGAAGCGUCAGGAAGCGCUGGAAACAAAAAAGGGAAGCGCUUGAGCGGUGCCGAAAUUCAAAAUGACCGAGAACACUCUGGCACUGGGGUUGGGGAAGACCGCUCCGAACCUCACGGCCAGCGGCAAGACCAGCAGCAACCAAAAAUUUCGAUCGAAGCGUUAGCAGAACUCGCCAAAAGUCUAAGCAUCGGCGACCUCAGUCGGCUGUCACACGCAUUCGACGCACAGCUCCGGACCAGAGACGAACACUUGAGCGACCGCAUAGGUCUGCGACCUUCAAGAUACGAUGGCCGGGAGCCGCCUCAUCUCGUUCGGCUCAACUCUUUCCAAGGCCUUCCAGGGCACGAAGAGCGUGUUGCCGGGGUAGCCCAUCGUCUAGGCCAGCUUCACGGGAGGCGCGACGCCGAGUAUGUCGGAAGCCAAGCUUUGAACACCGGGAACGUGGAGGGAGGCCUCGCCCGGUAUGAACAAAUUUUGCCAAAUUACGCAGCAACGACUGCCCAAAUGCGAGUGGAGUUCGUCGGCCUGCAUCUGGAGGCGCUCCACGCGCGUUUGGUAGGCAUGGCUGGUUUCAUGCGAGCGUCCCGAUUCACAUGUGCCUGGCUAAGAGCAGUCGGCAACAUCUACCCCGACUUUAUUGGUGUCGACAGCCGUCCAGAUCAUCAGCACGUCGUUUACUUUUUGGGCGAGGCCAGCCACCCGGAGAUUGACAUUGGCACAUACGCCCAGCUGUACCCGCUGGCUCGGCACGCCUUCACCUCGCGAGUGCCUUUCGAAGACUUAGAGAGAGUCAUUUGCAAACCAUAUUUGAUGGGAUUGCAGGAGAAGAGCGUGCAUGACAUCUGGACAGACUCGCCUCGAAGCGGUGAUGGGUCUGAUUGGAUGCCGGAUCUCGGCCAACAUCCAAUCCCGGAAAAUGGCAGUGGGUACCACGGCCCGUGGGACUCGGCGUUUGCGAGCACGACUUGGCCCACCACUCCUGCACCGCCUGCACCGCAAUCGGAAAACACAACGCAAGCCAUUUGGCAUAAUGUGCCAGACUCACGUAGCCAGAAUGCUUCUGGCAACGUGACUGGAGCCACUACACCCUCUUCGCAAACGGCAUCAUCAUCGGGCUUGGAGUUCUCGCAUCUCGGGCCCGAAAAUCGCGAGCGAUUCGACCUGCUUAUGCACUGCAUCCACCUCGACUACUUUUUGUUCAAUCUCGUUCUCAAGCGUUGGGAUAGUGUCCGGCGGCUAGAAGUGAGGCUACUUCAAGAAGAUGCUAUCUUGUGCGCUCGCUACCCUGAGGCCUUUCAACCACUACCUCUUUACGAUCUCUCCCUGUCUCCCUUGGAUACUCUCCUGCAACGAAGUUGA
Messenger RNA from Ceraceosorus guamensis, 2562 nucleotides. RefSeq lists its product as hypothetical. NCBI's taxonomy places the organism in Eukaryota, Fungi, Basidiomycota, Exobasidiomycetes, Ceraceosorales, Ceraceosoraceae. The record is from RefSeq and is a predicted model, not a curated record. The transcript is spliced from 7 exons. Bases 1 to 2562 code for a protein of 853 amino acids.